UAUAAACCCAUUACGUUCUUAAAAACCCACAAAGAGAACAACCCAUUUCCUUCUAUGGCUUCAUCUUUGACCACAACCCCAUUAACGAAACCAAAGCCUUCGUCUUUGUCUUCACGUUCUUACCAUACAACUAGACCUAACAGUAAGGUUAUUCUGAAUUUGAGUUACCAUAAUGCAAAACCCGAUCAAUCCAACACAAAACAGAGACUACUGAAUGCGAGUUUGUUUGGUAAUUUGAAUAGAAGUGAAAAGCGGAAUGUGGUGGUAAGGGCAAAUGGGGUGUCAAUAGAAGCCAAAGAACCAGAACCAGAGGUGGGGAGUUAUAGGAGAAUCCUGUUAUCAGAUGUGGUGGUGCAGAGAAAAAGGAAUGUGUUUUUGGGAAGGCGGUGGAAUUCACUGGAUAUAGGCACUGCCGGUGUUGUUCUGGCGAUGCAUUUGCUGUCUCUUUUUGCACCAUUCCAAUUCAAUUGGUCUGCUUUUUGGGUUGCUUUUGGGCUUUAUGUGGUAACAGGACUUCUGGGUAUUACUUUAUCUUUUCAUAGGAAUCUUUCUCAUAAGAGCUUUAAGUUGCCAAAAUGGCUUGAGUACUGUUUUGCAUAUUGUGGAGUUCAAGCUCUUCAGGGGAACCCAAUUGAUUGGGUGAGCACACAUAGGUACCAUCACCAGUUCUGUGAUUCUGAAAGAGACCCACAUAGCCCUCUUGAAGGAUUUUGGUUUAGUCACAUGAGUUGGCUCUUUGAUACCAAUUCUGUUCUUGAAAGGUGUGGAGGACCAAACAAUGUUGGGGAUUUAGAGAAACAGUCAUUCUAUAAGUUCCUCCAAAAUACCUACAUUCUCCAUCCAACUGCUCUGGGAUUAGUUCUUUACUUCUUGGGAGGCUUUCCCUUUAUUGUCUGGGGAAUGGGUGUGAGGAUUGUCUGGGUAUACCAUAUCACUUGGCUGGUAAACUCAGCCUGCCAUGUAUGGGGAAGGCAAGCAUGGAAUACUGGUGAUUUAUCAAGGAACAACUGGUGGGUUGCAGUGCUUGCAUUUGGGGAAGGUUGGCAUAACAAUCACCAUGCAUUUGAAUUCUCAGCUCGACAUGGGCUGGAAUGGUGGCAACUGGACAUGACAUGGUACGUUAUAAAAUUCCUUCAAUCAGUGGGAUUAGCGACGGACGUGAAGCUGCCAACGGAUGCUCAAAAAGGGCGAAUGGCUUUUAACGAACCCUAAUUGACUUGCUCUAUCUCACACACACACACAUAUAUGUAUACACAGAUAUAUAUAUACAUAUAUACAACGAAAUAACUUCAUCUGUUUCUUGUUCCUUCAUCAUUUCUACCGUCUAUGAAGUGCACUUAUUUACAGGUGUAUUUUUAUAAUGGUGGCCCCUUCAAAGUCCAAUAUAAGUACUCCAUGCCCAGGAGUGAGGGCAUUAUUUCGAA
This is a messenger RNA of Carica papaya (papaya), 1424 nucleotides long. RefSeq names its product fatty acid desaturase 5 (gene FAD5). Gene Ontology annotation, biological process: very long-chain fatty acid biosynthetic process. NCBI's taxonomy places the organism in Eukaryota, Viridiplantae, Streptophyta, Magnoliopsida, Brassicales, Caricaceae. The record is from RefSeq and is a predicted model, not a curated record. Gene Ontology annotation, molecular function: palmitoyl-[glycerolipid] 7-desaturase activity. Gene Ontology annotation, cellular component: endoplasmic reticulum membrane.